CUGACAGCAGCUGUCACUGCUGUAAAUGUCCAUUUUAAAAUGCCCGGUUUUGUUAUGAUUUUGUUUACAUCUAUGAACUUUCGCGUACAGCUACCUAUAAUAGCUUUCGAUAUUAUUUUGAUGGUGUAAAUAGAUAUUUUUAGCUGUUUAUUGUAGAUUACUUUACAUUUUGUUUUAGCUUCUGAACAGAAAACACUUUACGAAAUAUUUUUAAACGCUGUUUCAAAUGUUGGUUACAAUUUGAUGAAGCAACAAUUAACAAAAUGUUUACUACGUUUAUUUUUAUGCUAGUGUAUUCUCUGAAUUUUACAUGUGUUUAUUCCCAUGAGAAAACUGGUUUCAUUGUGUACUGUCCUUGCAUGGGAAGAUUUGGUAAUCAGGCAGAUCACUUUUUAGGAGCAUUAGCAUUCAGUAAGGCUAUUAACAGAACUUUGGUUCUGCCUCCAUGGGUGGAAUACAGAUUUGGUGAACCAAGAUCCAUUCAAGUACCAUUUGAUACUUACUUCAAAGUAGCAAACCUAGAAAAAUAUCACAAUGUGAUGACAAUGGAGUACUUCAUGAAAGAUUUGGCUCCUAAUAUUUGGCCAAAGUUUAAAAGGAUCUCUUUUUGUUACACGCAAAGAAUGGGUGAAGUAGAAAACAGUUGUAAUGCCAAGUCUGGUAACCCAUUUGGGCCUUUCUGGGAUAAUUUUAAUAUUGAGUUUGUGGACUCUGAAUUUUACGGACCUUUAAAUUAUGAUGCCCAUAACAAAAUAAUGAUAGACAAAUGGAAAGAUAAAUAUCCUUCUACAACAUGGCCAGUUUUGGCUUUUACUGGUGCACCUGCGAGUUUUCCAGUACAAAAAGAAAAUGUUCAUUUACAAAAAUAUCUUACAUGGAGUGAUGAUAUAGCUAGCAAAGCUAGAACAUUUAUAAAGAAGAAUAUGAGUGGUGGUGCCUUUUUGGGCAUACAUUUAAGGAAUGGACAGGAUUGGGUGAAAGCAUGUCAGCAUGUCCAAGAUAGUACUAUGCUGUUUGCUGCACCACAAUGUGUUGGUUAUAAAAAUGAAAGAGGUCCACUUACGUUGUCUAUGUGCCUACCCCAGCCGUCUGAAAUUAUCAAGCAAGUAAAGAGGGCACUCAAGAAACUGGAAAAUGUAAAGUUCAUCUUUGUGGCAUCGGAUUCCAAUCAUAUGAUAAAUGAUUUGAACAAAGCAAUACAUCAUUCUGAAGUUGCAGCUAUUAAACUACAGCCAUCAAAUCCACAUCUAGACUUAGCAAUUCUUGGCCAGGCGAAUUACUUUAUAGGCAAUUGUGUAUCAUCCUACUCAGCUUUUGUAAAGAGGGAAAGAGAUGCAAGAGGUUUACCAUCCGAAUUUUGGGCAUUUCCACACAGAAAGAAAAGUAAACAUGAAGAAUUGUGACAUGAAACUGCAUUAUUUGCAAUAGGGAUGACGACAGGGUAUGCAAAUUAAAAAUGUAAUUAGUUCGUCAGUUAGGUAAUGAAAAAAUAUUAGACACGUAUUUUUUUUAUUUGGUUUAAUGGGUAAUAAAUUGAUACUACUACUAGGUUCUCCGCGACUCCGAAUCGGCAUCGGCCCUUUUGGGCCCCAUCUGUGGUGGUCUGAUGGCUCUUUGAGGC
Molecule: messenger RNA, 1621 nt
Organism: Spodoptera litura
Lineage: Eukaryota; Metazoa; Arthropoda; Insecta; Lepidoptera; Noctuidae
Gene: pofut1
Product: protein-O-fucosyltransferase 1
Biological process (GO): protein O-linked glycosylation via fucose; Notch signaling pathway
Molecular function (GO): peptide-O-fucosyltransferase activity
Source: RefSeq, a predicted model, not a curated record